AUGGACACCUCCGACGGCGAGGCUACUGCCGCCGCUGCCGAGACCAAGAAGAAGACACCCAAGACAGUGGCGGCCAAGGGGAAGGCGACGGGGAAGGGGAAGGCGGCUGCCGGCCCCAAGGCGUCGCCCAAGGAGAGCAGACUCCUCAAGCAGAAAUCACCCGCCGAAUUCUUUGCGGAGAACAAGAACAUUGCCGGAUUUGACAAUCCUGGUAAAUCCCUGUACACCACGUUGUGGGAGCUAGUUGAGAAUGCCCUUGAUUCCGCUGAAUCCAUAUCAGAGCUCCCUGAUAUAGAGAUUACAAUAGAAGAGAUCACAAGGACCAAGUUCAACACAAUGAUAGGGCUAGAGGAUCGACAGCGUGUUGACGAGGCACUAUAUGAUGAUUUUGAGUCAGAAAAGGAUCGUGAGAAACGCCUGGCCAAGGAAGCACGUUUCCAAGAAACUCAAGCUAAAAACGCUGCACUUGGGAAGAAAGUUAAGGAGGCUCCAUCUGUUCAAGGAAAAGGUCAGGGUGAGGCUGCACUUUUCAAAGUGACUUGCAAGGAUAAUGGUAGAGGUAUGCCACAUGAUGAUAUCCCAAAUAUGCUUGGGAGAGGAAGUAUGGAGGAGAUCGAGGAACGCGAGAGCGAGCUAGGGCUUGGCGGGCAGGAGCCGUGGUGGCUGCGGCAAGAGGAGACGAUGAACAGUAACGUGGCUGGGCACCCAAGGGAGACGUCAAAGAUCCUCCAUUAUAUGCGUCAGAUGGCAGUCAUCACGCCAUAUGCUCAGUUCCUUUUUAAAUUUCUAUCUGAUGCAGCAGACAAAAACUUAACAAUAAAGUUUGCACGCCGGACAGAUGUUAUGCCUCCUGUUCCACUUCAAACAAAGCAUCACCCAUCUGUGGUCGAUUUGUUACUGAUAAAACGCUUAGUUGCAGAGACUACAAAGCAAAAUCUUUUACAGUUUCUACAACAUGAGUUCGUGAAUAUAAGCAAACCACAUGCUGAACGUUUAAUUGAUCAAUCUCCCCCAAAACGGCCACGCUAUGAUAAGGAAGAUGAGGAACUCCUUGAGAAGGUAAAUUCUGAGGAGGUGACGGAGAUGACAUUUAGAGACUGCUUGACUCAGCAUGUUGAACAGGUCGACUAUGAAAUGGCACUGGGCUAUGCCAUGCAGAGUGGAGUAAGCCAGGAGCCCCGAGAAGCAAUAUAUUUGAACUCACUUGAAGGAUCUUACAAGUUUGUCGACUUACAGAGUCUAGUCUUCGUGUUCAGAUUUGUUCCUUGA
Miscanthus lutarioriparius is the source of this 1269-nucleotide messenger RNA. The record is from the annotation of a GenBank genome assembly. Lineage: Eukaryota; Viridiplantae; Streptophyta; Magnoliopsida; Poales; Poaceae.